AUGGUCUUCUCUAUGAUGGAAAUAGCUGUACCUAUUGCAUUUGAAAAAUGUGACGAGCCAUUGGUUUCAGGUCUAGCUCCUUCCUUCUUCAGCAGCUCAUCGUCUAUGCCAUCUACAUCAAACAGCUACGCACCAGGUUUUGCAAAGCUAAACAAAAGAGGAGGGGCUGGAGGCUGGUGUCCAUCAAGCAGCGAUCACUACCAAUGGCUGCAAGUAGAUUUCGGCAACAGAAAACAAAUCAGUUCUAUUGCCACCCAAGGCAGAUACAGCAGCUCUGACUGGGUAACCCAGUACCGGAUGCUUUACAGUGAUACCGGGAGAAACUGGAAACCGUACCACCAAGAUGGAAAUGUUUGGGCAUUUCCUGGAAAUAUAAAUUCAGACAGCGUGGUGCGGCAUGAUUUACAGCAUCCGGUGAUCGCCCGCUAUGUUCGGAUAAUUCCUCUGGACUGGAGUGGAGAGGGGCAGAUUGGGCUGAGGACUGAGAUCUAUGGCUGUCCUUACUGGGCCGAUGUUAUCAAUUUUGAUGGCCAUGUUGUAUUGCCAUACAGAUUUGGACACAAGAAGAAAACACUGAAAACGCUGAAAGAUGUCAUUGCUCUGAAAUUUAAAACCUCUGAAAGCGAAGGUGUAAUCUUCCAUGGGGAAGGCCAGCAAGGAGAUUAUAUCACCCUUGAACUGAAAAAGGCCAGGCUGGUCCUUAAUUUAAAUUUAGGAAGCAACCAAUAUGGCUCCAUUUACGGCCACACAUCUGUGACUACAGGUAGCCUCUUGGAUGACAACCACUGGCAUUCUGUAGUGAUAGAACGUCAUGGGAGGAACAUCAAUCUCACACUUGAUAGACACUUGCAGCAUUUCCGAAUCAAUGGGGAAUUUGAUUACCUGGACCUGGAUUAUGAGAUAACUUUUGGUGGCAUGCCUUCUUCUGGGAAGCCAAGUUCAAGCAGCAGAAAGAAUUUCAAAGGCUGCAUGGAGAGCAUAAUCUACAAUACCAAUAAUAUCACAGAUAUGGCCAGGAGGAAGAAAUUGGAGCCCUCUAAUGUGGGGAAUUUAAGUUUUUCAUGUGUGGAGCCCCAUACUGUGCCUGUCUUUUUCAAUGCUACCAGUUUCCUGGAAGUCCCUGGUCGUCCAAAUCAGGAUAUAUUUUCAGUCAGCUUUCAGUUUCGAACCUGGAAUCCAAGUGGACUUCUGCUGUUCAGCAACUUUGCUGAAGGACUGGGCACUGUAGAGAUCGAUCUGAUAGAGGGUAAAGUCAGCGUUCAUAUCAAUGUAACGGGGGCAAAGAAGAACCAAAUUGACAUCUCUUCAGGGGCUGGACUCAAUGAUGGGCAGUGGCAUGAAGUUCGCUUCUUGGCAAAGGAAAAUUUUGCAGUACUUACCAUUGAUGGUGAUGAAGCCUCCUCAGUUCGGAGCAACAGUCCUCUGAAAGUUUUGACGGGAGAGAAAUAUUUGUUUGGAGGUUUCCUUGAUCCCAUCAACCCCAGCCAACAUAGUUUCCUUCAGCUGUCAUUUCAAGGCUGCAUGCAGCUUAUUCAUGUGGAUGAUCAACUGGUGGAUUUGCAUGCCAUAGAACAAGGAAAGCUGGGAAGUUUUGCCAAUGUCAGCAUUGAUAUGUGUGCCAUUAUUGAUCGGUGUGUGCCCAAUCACUGUGAACAUGGAGGGAAAUGCACGCAAACAUGGGACAGCUUUAGUUGCACCUGUGAUGGAACCGGAUACAGUGGAGCCACAUGCCAUAACUCUCUUUAUGAACUCUCCUGUGAAGCCUACAAACAUUUGGGCAAAGCAACCGGUUUCUACUGGAUAGAUCCAGAUGGCAGUGGCCCAUUAGGACCUUUGAAAGUUCACUGUGACAUGACAGAGGACAAAGUAUGGACUACUGUGCAUCAUGAUUUGCAGGAACGAUCUCCAGUGGUAAGCAACAGACCCGAGAAGCAUGCUUGGCUCCAGCUCAAUUACAGUGCCACCAUGGAUCAGAUCUCAGCCAUCACUAGCAGCGCUGAGUAUUGUGAGCAGUUCAUCUCCUACUUCUGUAAAAUGUCAAGACUGCUGAACACACCAGGGGGCAAUCCAUAUACCUGGUGGAUUGGACGUGCCAAUGAAAAGCAUUACUACUGGGGUGGCUCUGGACCAGGCAUUCAAAAAUGUGCUUGUGGCAUUGAACUUAACUGCACAGAUUCCAAAUACUACUGCAACUGUGAUGCCGAUUCUAAACAAGAGAGAAAGGAUGCUGGCCUCCUCUCUUACAAAGACCAUCUACCCGUCAGUCAAGUGAUAGUUGGAGACAUUAGUCGGCCUGGCUCAGAUGCCAAGUUAACUGUGGGCCCUCUGCGAUGCCAUGGAGAUCAGAAUUAUUGGAAUGCAGCAUCAUUUGUUAAACAGUCUUCAUAUCUCCACUUCUCCACCUUCCAAGGAGAAACUAGUGCUGAUAUUUCUUUCUAUUUCAAAACGGCGGCCCCUGAUGGAGUGUUUCUUGAGAAUCUGGGGAAUGCAGACUUCAUCAAACUUGAGCUAAAAUCUGCAACAGAUGUGUCCUUUUCAUUUGAUGUUGGCAAUGGCCCCGUGGAGAUCAUUGUGAGGUCACCCAGUGCACUCAAUGACAACCAGUGGCAUCGGGUUUUAGCAGAGCGGAAUGUCAAAGAGGCCAGCCUGCAGGUGGACCAGCUCCCCAAAGAGACCCGGAAGGCACCCACAGAAGGUCACACUCGACUUGAGCUAUACAGCCAACUGUACGUCGGUGCUGCAGGCGGACAAAAGGGAUACCUGGGCUGCAUUCGCUCUUUAAGAAUGAAUGGCUUGACUCUGAAUUUAGAAGAGAGAGCAGAAGUCACACCAGGUGUGGAACCUGGGUGUUCAGGCCAUUGCACUAGCUAUGGAAUGUACUGCAGGAAUGGUGGCACAUGUGUUGAAAAAUACAAUGGAUUCAUCUGUGACUGCUCCAGAACAGCAUACGAUGGAACGUACUGCACAAAAGAUGUUGGAGCAUUUUUUGAAGAGGGGAUGUGGCUCCGGUAUAAUUUUUCAUCAGCAGGGAAUAAUGUGAAGGACUCAGGUAGCAGAACACUCUUGAGCUCAAAAGAACCAGAAAAUACUGUGUCAGACCUAAGCUUGAAUAAAGAAGAGCUCAGUUUUAGCUUCAGCACUAACAAAGCUCCCUGUAUCCUUCUGUAUAUCAGUUCUUACUCUCAAGACUACAUGGUGGUGCUGGUGAAUCCCUCUGGCAACUUACAGAUUCGAUACAACCUUGGAGGCUUAAAAGAGCCAUAUAUUAUCAAGUUAGAUCACAGGAAUGUAUCAAAUGGAGACCCUCACAGUGUUAACAUCACACGGACAGGGAAGGCGAUUACUGUCCAGCUGGACCAUUAUUCUCCGGAAACAUACACUCUACCAGGACCAUCAAACCUUCAGUUUACUUCACUGAAGUCACUCUUUCUAGGAAAAGUAAUAGAACUUGGAAAAAUUGAUCAAGAGAUCCAUAAAUACAAUACACCAGGAUUUUCUGGCUGUCUGUCCAGAGUGCAGUUCAACCAGAUUGCCCCACUUAAGGCAGCCUUGAGAGCAACGAACCUCUCCUCUCACAUCCACACAGAAGGGGAACUUGUGGAAUCCAAUUGCGGAGCAAAUCCACAAACUAUCAAACCAAUGUCUUCUGCAACAAACCCUUGGCAUUCAGAUUCAGCAGAUCAAGCAAGUGCUGAUCUCCCUUACAAUGGUCAAGUGAUAGGAGGUGGUGUUAAUAGGAAUUCAGCAAUUAUUGGCGGUGUCAUUGCUGUGGUGAUCUUCACCAUCCUCUGCACCCUGGUCUUCCUCAUUCGCUACAUGUUCCGCCACAAGGGAACCUACCACACCAAUGAAGCCAAGGGGGCAGAAUCUGCGGAGAGCGCCGAUGCGGCCAUCAUGAACAAUGACCCCAAUUUCACGGAAACCAUUGACGAGAGCAAAAAAGAGUGGCUUAUCUAAAAAUGGGGCCAUGGAGGGGGGGAAGCAGAUGGUUUUGGGAAAGGGAUCAGGGUGGGAUUGGCGAAGACUUUUUCAGCAAGAAGAAGAGAGCUCUUUUACGGACUCUUGAGCACAUCUAGUUUAAUCAAAAAGGAGAUCAGCACAACUGGAAGAGCAAGGGACAGACAAAUACUGAUACUGGAAACACAUUUUCAGAAAAGUGCUAUUUGCUAUUGAUUUACCAUGAUUUGCCCUGUCUAACAUCCAUGUAAAUGAAGGGCAUAAUUUAAGAGGUUCCCCAUUGGGUCACACUUAUUAAUAACCACCUGUCUUCUUUGUCUGUGGCUAGAGGUGUUCAAAAAUGCCUGUCAGAACAGGGGCCACU
Molecule: messenger RNA, 4321 nt
Organism: Varanus komodoensis (Komodo dragon)
Lineage: Eukaryota; Metazoa; Chordata; Lepidosauria; Squamata; Varanidae
Gene: CNTNAP2
Product: contactin associated protein 2
Exons: 27
Coding region: 1-3957 (1318 amino acids)
Source: RefSeq, a predicted model, not a curated record